Molecule: messenger RNA, 1287 nt
Organism: Aspergillus saccharolyticus JOP 1030-1
Lineage: Eukaryota; Fungi; Ascomycota; Eurotiomycetes; Eurotiales; Aspergillaceae
Product: putative cell cycle control protein (Cwf23)
Exons: 1
Biological process (GO): spliceosomal complex disassembly
Cellular component (GO): spliceosomal complex
Source: RefSeq, a predicted model, not a curated record
AUGUCCUCCAAGGACGACCUCAAAGCCCACGCGGCCUCAACCGAAGACUUCUACGCCCUCCUCGACAUCUCCCCCGCAGCAGCCGAAACCGAGAUCCGACGCGCGUACCGCCGCACCGCCCUGAAAUACCACCCGGACAAGAUCGCCAACCCCACGCCGGCCGACAUCGACAAGUUCCACCUCCUCCAGAUCGCCUACGAUGUGCUCUCCGACCCGGCUGUGCGGCAGCUCUACGACAAUGCGCGGGAGGCACGCCAGCGCAAGCAGCGCGAGCGGGAGAUGAUGGACUCGGCGAAGAGGAAGAUGCGCGAGGAUCUGGAGGCGAGGGAGCGGGCGGGUGCGGCAGGUGCGGCGGGGAUGGGCGGGCAGCAGCGCGGAGUGAAAAGGUCGUGGAUGGGAACGGUGGAUGGGGAUGAUGAUGCAGAGGCCAAGCUGCAGAGGGAGAUUGAUCGCAUCGCUGAGGAUGGGCGGCGGAGACGGCGCGAGGCGGAGGAGAAGCUCAAGCAGGAGAUGGAGGAAGAGGAGCGGCUGAUACGGCAGGAGGAGGAAGAGGCCAGACGGGCGGCGGAUCGGAGUAGUCAGAAGGUCGAUCGGUCGCAGCAAGGGGGCGGCACGAAUGUGCCUGAGUUGGACCGCGGCGUGAAGGUGCGCUGGGUGCGCGAGGGACGCGGGUUGGACCUGGAUGCUGAUCGCUUGAAGGCGCUGCUGGCUCCCUUUGGCAAGGUCGAGAACGUGCUGCUUCUCAAGGAUAAGCGGCAGCGGCUGGGCGACAAGCGCGUGAAGCAGACUGUCGCGACGGGGGUAGUCAUCUUCGCCUCGAUCGUCAGCGCUCACGCUGCUGUUCUCGGUAGCGAGAAAAAGAAAGGAAGCCAUACUGCCGACAGCGACUGGUCUGUCAUCGAGUCGGUCUUCUGGGCAUCAGGCGCUCAGCCCGAGCUCGGCACGGAGGUUGUCAACGGCGCCUCAUCGCCAGCCCCCAGCCCAGCAGCAGACAGCGCUCCCACUCCGACAGCUCCCUCCAAACCUACUUUUAGCUUCGCUGGUCUGAAGGCUGCAAGCACUGGCAAUGCUGCCAAAGGACCCGCAAAGGCACCCUCUUUCGGUUCCUUUGCCGGAGCAGCAGCUAGCUCUCCGAAGCCCGCGCCGAGUGCUGGCUCCACGAACGGAUCGAGCGCACCAAGCCUGGAAGAACUGACCUUGAUGCGCCUCAGAAACGCACAGCGGGAGAAAGAACGCAAAGCUCUUGAAGAGCAGCUGAGGAAGGAAGACGAAGCUGCUGAUGCUGCU